UUCGAACCCAUUACCUCAUGAAACGUUGUACCCCUGGUGGCAACAAGGAAGACUGUGACAAUGGUGACCCAUGUCAAGAUGAUGGAGAUUGUUCGGGCGACUUAAAGUGUUACGGAGGACGUUGCUUCGAGGAUUAUAAUGAUCCAGGCG
Messenger RNA from Acaulospora colombiana, 150 nucleotides. Lineage: Eukaryota; Fungi; Glomeromycota; Glomeromycetes; Diversisporales; Acaulosporaceae. The record is from the annotation of a GenBank genome assembly.